GAACAAUAUUCAUCAACAAGAAGCAUGAGACACCAAGCUUUGACAUUUUCAAACUUUCCCACUCUUCUCAUUUGUCUAUUAGUCUCCUUGUUCACCUCUUUUGAAUCUUCUGAAAGCCAGAACUUGUUGCAAAGAGGCUCUUCUUUAUCAGUUGAAGAUAGUUCACAUGUGUACUUAACCUCCCCAGACAAAACUUUCACAUGUGGCUUCUAUAGUCUUGGUGAAAAUGCUUACUGGUUCUCAAUCUGGUUCACCAAUUCAAAAGACACAACUGUUGUUUGGAUGGCCAACCGCGAGAGACCAGUCAAUGGCAAGGGCUCAAAAGUUUUUUUGCAAAAAAAUGGUGAUUUGGUCCUUAAGGAUGUUGAUGGCUCUGUGAUUUGGACUACUAACACCUCCUCUACUGGUGCUGAUAGAGCUGAGCUUUUGGAUUCCGGAAAUCUUGUUCUGAAGGAUAUAGAUGGUAACACUCUAUGGCAAAGCUUUGAUUUUCCUACUGAUACUUUGCUUCCUAACCAACCCUUUACCUGGAGGCAAAAGUUGGUUUCUAGAUCAGGGCCAGGAGCUUUCGCUUCUGGGUACUUUAGCUUAUAUUUUAAUGAUGAAAAUGUGCUGAGGUUGAUAUAUGAUGAUCCUGAUAUUUCAAGUGUGUAUUGGCCUAAUCCUGAUUAUGAUGUGUUCCAAAAUGGAAGAACAAAGUACAACAGUAGUGGAGUUGCUGUUUUAGAUGGAAGAGGCCACUUCCUGUCAAGUGAUAAAUUGCAAUUCAGUGCUUUAGACAUGGGUGAUUUUAGGAUCAAAAGAAGGCUAACAAUAGAUUAUGAUGGGAAUCUCAGGCUUUAUAGUCUCAACAAUGUGACAGGACUCUGGAUGGUGUCAUGGCUGGCUCUUCUGCAGCAGUGUCAAGUUCAUGGAGUUUGUGGCAGAAAUGGGAUUUGUACUUAUGCACCACAUAAGCCAAAGUGUUCAUGCCCUCCAGAGUUUGAGUUAACCGAGCAAGGCAAUUGGAACGAAGGGUGCAAGCCUAAGUUCAACAGAAAUUUUACUUUAAACUCAAAGCAAGUGAAAUUCAUCACAGUUCCAAAAGUUGAUUUCUGGGGAUUUGACCUCAAUUUCACUCAACCUUCAUCAAAAGAGGAUUGCAUGAAGCUUUGCCUAGAUGAUUUUCGGUGUGAAGCAUACACCUAUAGGAUAACAGAACAAGCUAGUUGCUUCACAAAAAGUAUGCUUUUCAAUGGCCAUAGUUCUCCCGAUGUUUGGACUACAACUUAUAUAAAAGUGCCAGCCAGUUAUAAUGUAGCAGGACUUGUCAGUGGCAUUAAGUUCAAGCGCAUAUGCAAAUUAAGCGAGUCUAACAUUACAGUUGGAUCUUCUUCUAUGUAUCACUUUCCUGGUGAGUCUGGUCAGAAACUGAUAUGGAUUUGCAUUUACAGCUUUGUGUUUGUUCUUGGUGCAAUUGAAUUUCUAGUUCUACUAUCAGGUUGGUGGCUCCUUUUCACAAGACUUGGUGUGCCAUCUGUAGUUGAAGAUGGAUAUCGUGCACUAUCAAGCCAAUUUAGGAGAUUUAGUCACUCUGAACUCAAGAAGGCAACACAAAAAUUCCAGGAAGAGCUUGGCAGAGGAGCCUUCGGAGUAGUGUAUAAAGGUGUUUUAGCUGAUGAAAGGGUGGUUGCCGUGAAGAGACUUGGAGACAUAUAUCAAGGAGAAGAAGCAUUUUGGGCUGAAGUGAGCACUAUUGGAAAAAUCUAUCACAUGAACCUGGUGAGAAUGUGGGGAUUCUGUUCGGAAGCUAGCCACAAACUCUUAGUCUAAGAGUUUGUUGAAAAUUUGUCCCUGGACAAACACUUAUUCUCAUCAGAAAAUUUUCUCGGAUGGAAAGAGAGGUUUAAAAUUGCCCUGGGAACAGCUAAAGGAUUAGCCUAUCUUCACCAUGAGUGUCUAGAAUGGGUGAUUCAUUGUGAUGUGAAACCUGAAAACAUACUCCUGGACAGUGAAUUUGAACCAAAGAUUGCAGAUUUCGGGCUGGCCAAAUUGUCCCAGAGAGGCAAAAGAAACUCUGAAGUCUCCAGGAUUCGCGGAACAAAAGGUUACAUGGCUCCAGAGUGGGCUAUGAAUCUUCCCAUCACUUCCAAGGUUGAUGUUUACAGUUACGGAGUGGUAAUUCUCGAAAUAGUGAAAGGGAUUCGGGUUUCCUAUCCGGUGGCAGUCGAGGAUGGCGAUGAUGAGCAAGAAGCUGAGCUAACAAGAAAUGUGAGGAUAGUGAAAGGGAAAAUGCAAUCUGGAGAGGAGAAUUGGAUAGAAGAGAUGAUUGAUGCAAGAUUGAAUGGGAAUUUUAGUAGAAAUCAGGCUGCAAAAUUGGUUGAAAUUGGGAUAUCAUGUGUGGAGGAAGAUAGAAGCAAGAGGCCAACCAUGGACGCAAUAGUCCAGGCUCUUUCAGAGUGUGAAGCUGAUCCUGAAACUCACAUUUGAGCUAUAUAUAUAUGUUUUCUCUACCGUUUUUGCUUAGAGUUUCAUUAUGUAAAAUAAAAAAUUACUCUUUAACACCUAAUUUG
Pistacia vera is the source of this 2552-nucleotide messenger RNA. Its product is annotated as putative receptor protein kinase ZmPK1. Bases 25 to 1812 code for a protein of 595 amino acids. The record is from RefSeq and is a predicted model, not a curated record. Lineage: Eukaryota; Viridiplantae; Streptophyta; Magnoliopsida; Sapindales; Anacardiaceae. Gene Ontology annotation, biological process: recognition of pollen; protein phosphorylation. Gene Ontology annotation, molecular function: ATP binding; protein kinase activity. The transcript has a single exon.